Symbiodinium sp. CCMP2456 is the source of this 1194-nucleotide messenger RNA. NCBI's taxonomy places the organism in Eukaryota, Dinophyceae, Suessiales, Symbiodiniaceae. The record is from the annotation of a GenBank genome assembly.
AUGGUGUUCAUGUUCCCCAUUCUGCUCGCCUCCCUUCGUGCCAUCGGCGUGGCUGUGACAGUCAUUGUCGCGGGGAUCCUGGCGACCCGUUUCAAGGUCUUGACGCCUCCGGAGCACAGCUGCAUGUCGAAACUGUCCAUGAAAGUGGCCAUGCCUGCUCUGGUGUUUUCACGCAUCCUCUAUUGCAACCAGUGUGCGGACCGGGCCGACUGUCCUCGUUGUGCUCCGUUCUCCGAGAUCAUAAGAUCAAGCUGGAUUCUGUUUCUGCUGCCUUUGGUGGUAGUUGGGCUUGGAACCUCUCUCGGCAGAGCAGUGGCCGCAGUUGCCGAAGUGCCCUCGGACUUUCGACGAGGGACCAUCUGCGCAGUCGCUUUUGGAAACUCCACCGGCAUGCCAGUGGUGCUGCUGACAGUGGUGGGUCAAUCCAUGACGGCUUUUGGGAACGGCCCCAUUGGACAUACCGACCCCCUGCUUCAUCUUCCCGCCUAUCUGAUGCUGUACCCUGUCCUUCAGUGGGGCAUUGGUACAUGGCUGCUGGCCCCUACAGCAGACGAAGAGAUCACGCUGACCAUCCCGCCCCCUUGCAAGGGGACGUUGCCUCGACUCUGUGGAGCCGAAGAGGGCUUCUACUACAUGGGCCCUUUAAGGCAAGCCCUGGAACAUGCCUUGGUGCCGCCAGUGCUUGCAGCUUUGGCCGGGCUCUUGGUCGCCUUGUCGCCCUGUCGAGGGAUUCUGGUGGACCUCGCUGGCCAGGCCAACGACGCGCCUCUGGAGUGGCUCUAUGAUGGGAUCUACAAGCUGGGGGAUGCUGCGGUGCCGCUGAACUUGCUGAUUCUGGGGAGCUCCCUGUCGCAAGGCGCCGACUUCGAGGCCCUACCUGUCAGGGUUGGCAUGGCGAUCACGGUCUGCAAGAUGGUGGUCAUGCCCCUCUUGAUGAGCUUGAUUGUGUAUGGCCUGAUACGCCUCGUGGAUGGCAAGGAUCCGGCCAUGUGGCUCGUCGCCCUGAUUGUGACCUGCACACCAACUGCAAACAAUGUGGGUAUCAUGGCACAUCUGGGCGGCCAAAAAGUCGAAUCAAUGGCGACUGCCAUUUUCAUCCAGUAUGUCUUUGCCCCGGUGCUCAUAGCUAUGUCACUGACCUACUUCAUGUGGCUAUUAUCUUCCGAAUGGUACCUGCCGGCAUCGUCGGUUUAG